Molecule: messenger RNA, 1206 nt
Organism: Abrus precatorius (Indian licorice)
Lineage: Eukaryota; Viridiplantae; Streptophyta; Magnoliopsida; Fabales; Fabaceae
Product: equilibrative nucleotide transporter 3-like
Exons: 8
Coding region: 10-1206 (398 amino acids)
Biological process (GO): nucleoside transmembrane transport
Cellular component (GO): plasma membrane
Molecular function (GO): nucleoside transmembrane transporter activity
Source: RefSeq, a predicted model, not a curated record
CACAAAGCAAUGGCAGUUUGUUUCAUUCUGGGACUCGGGUCCCUUGUUUCCUGGAACAGCAUGUUGACAAUAGGGGAUUAUUAUUACCAACUGUUCCCCAAAUAUCAUCCUGCAAGGGUACUUACCUUGGUCUAUCAACCAUUUGCAAUUGGAACAAUGAUAAUACUGGCAUACUACGAGUCAAAGAUCAAUACUAGAAUGAGGAAUUUGGCUGGAUUUACUCUUUUCUUUGCUAGUACUUUCCUUGUUCUUGUUUUGGAUCUAGCAACAUCAGGAAAAGGUGGCAUUGGACCUUAUAUUGGUAUAUGUGUGUUGGCUGCUUGUUUUGGAAUAGCAGAUGCUCAUGUUGAAGGUGGCAUGGUAGGAGACCUGUGUUUUAUGUGCCCUGAGUUUAUGCAGUCCUAUCUUGCUGGUUUGGCUGCAUCAGGGGCUCUAAUUUCUGUUCUGAGAAUUCUGACCAAGGCGGCUUUUGAUAGAGCUCAUGAUGGACUUCGCAAGGGAGCCAUUCUAUUCUUGGCAAUCUCCACCUUCAUUGAGUUUCUUUGCAUUAUCCUGUAUGCAAUCUACUUCACCAAUUUGCCCAUAGUGAAAUAUUACCGUUCAAAAGCAGCCUCAGAGGGAUCAAAAACUGUUUCAGCUGACCUGGCUGCAGCUGGCAUUCAAACAAUGACUAAUGAUCAAGGUGGAUAUAACACACAAAAGCGGUUGAGCAACAAACAAUUAUUUCAUGAGAACCUUGAUUAUGCAGUUGACUUAUUUUUUAUAUAUGCGUUAACACUGUCAAUCUUUCCUGGAUUUUUGUAUGAAAAUACUGGAACACACCAGUUAGGCUCAUGGUACCCAGUUGUUUUGGUUGCUGUGUAUAAUGUCGUUGAUCUCAUGGCUAGAUAUAUUCCCCUUGUGCAAUGGCUGAAGUUGGAAUCCAGAAAGGCUCUACUAAUAGCAACCCUUUCUCGAUUCUUGCUGAUCCCAGCAUUUUACUUUACAGCAAAGUAUGGUGACCAAGGAUGGAUGAUCCUGCUUGUGGCAUUUCUGGGACUCACCAAUGGCUAUCUCACUGUUUGUGUUCUGACGGUGGCACCAAGAGGUUACAAGGGUCCAGAGCAGAAUGCUUUGGGCAAUUUGCUUGUCCUGUGCCUUUUAUGCGGCAUAUGUGCGGGGGCCGUUCUUGACUGGUUGUGGCUCGUAGGAAAAGGAUCUUUCUGA